UGUUAUAAACAUCUAGUAGAUCACAGAAACGUUUUAGAUAUGGUAUUGUAAUGUGAUUGGUCCAAAAGUCUUAUAGCGGCAUUUUCAGAAGUUUCGUCCUUUUCACCAGCCGGUCACAGUUUGUUUGUGCUAGGCCUAGUUCAGUAGUUGCAGCAUGGACUUUGACUUUUUUGAAGCACUGCCUCCGAUAUUGAUGUCCGCUGCUUUCAUUGGCGUCUUGCCUUUUGGCCAGAAAGCCUGGAUGCGCGCUGAUUUAUCAAUAACAACUGCAUGGGGAUUAGUUUGCAUAUUGUGCCCUAAGUGUGUUAUGCAAUAUCAAGUCAAUGGGGAACUUGAUUCAGAGCAUGAGUAUUUUUACAGACUGUUUGGUUUUGUCUUGCUCAGCACAUCACUGUUUGCAGUCUUCACACAAAACUCUUCAGAUCCCACUGUCAAGGUCACUUUUCUGUGGUCUCGGGUCAUUUCAACCAGUGUGUACAUUUUGAAUCGUGUAUAUUCCCAUUACAACAUAAUGAAGACUCCCCAGUGGAAUGACAGGAGUUGGUAUUUUGGGACCUAUGGGGACACUUUGUGGUUCCUUGGAAGCCUUUACCAUACCCUGCGAUGUCAAGACUGGGGAAGUACUAAUGAAUCCAAUUCCAGACUGAAUCUCCAUCUCAGAAUUGACACCAUAAUGACUUUUUUCAUGGCCCUAAUGUACUUUGCAUUUCCGGGACAUGUAUAUAGACUUCAGGUGGAUGGCAGGCUUGGCAAACUUCAUCUUUCUUUGAUCCGCACUGUGGCAGCAUUCCUAUUUGGGUCAUGUGUCAUUUCAGCAUCAGCCACAAGAUUUAGGAGUGCAGCAGAUAAACUUACUUUUCUGACUUGUCGUAUUCUUACAAACUCCAGCAUAAUAACAUUCCAACUGAUAGCACAAUUUUUCCAAAGUAAUUGGAGUGUGUACCAUGUAUACUUCAGCAUAAUGGUCACAGCACUGUGGACUUUUAAUGCUGGACUUGGAUACAUGCAUGAAGUUAAUAGAAAGAGCAAAACUGAACAUAUUGAAUAAACAAAGCAGAGAGUACUUACAUGUAUUACAGUAACAUAUCUUUUUUUACUGGUUUUUGUACAGAUAAUAAAGUACAUGAAUAUAACAAGUCA
This is a messenger RNA of Ostrea edulis (European flat oyster), 1140 nucleotides long. RefSeq lists its product as uncharacterized. The transcript has 6 exons. The coding region runs from base 155 to 1048 and encodes 297 amino acids. NCBI's taxonomy places the organism in Eukaryota, Metazoa, Mollusca, Bivalvia, Ostreida, Ostreidae. The record is from RefSeq and is a predicted model, not a curated record.